UGAGAUCUCGCGCCAGAUUAGUGAAGCCGGCCAAGCACUCGCACAACCUCAGGGCAGGGAUUCUGAGAAUGCCCUUGGAGAGUUUGUUAAGUGUAGCGCUACUCGGUUACGUUCCUUAGCUCAUCUUCUUGGUUGCCGUACUGUCGAGGCCGACAUGCCCACCCAGUCGAGGUCCACUUCUUCUGAAGAGGAGGCGGCCGACGAGAUGACCCUGAGGGGGUUUAUGGAUGAUGCGCCUCAGCCUAGUCAGCUUACUGAGCGGCGUCACUUCAACUUAAAGCCUAGGAAGACCUUCAACCGUUAUACACCGGAGGCAUGGAACAAGAAACAAAAGAGGACCGUUGUCGAGUCCGAGAACGAGUUUGAGGACAAGGAGGAGCCGGCACCGAAGAAGGUUCUGAGGAGGUUGAAGAGGGUCGGGGUGGAGCCAGGGACGAAGAAGGUUGUGAGGCAGGCGAGGGGGAAGAAGUAGAUGUCUUGGUGAACUAUUGAAGUUGUCAUAGUUAGCUUCUAUUUGUAAACUUGUCGUAAUUCUGGACUUGUCGUUAUUGUAGACUUGCUGUGAAGUUUUCGUAACUGUGAAAUUCUUGUAAACUUAUCAACUUCUUGCCAA
Messenger RNA from Triticum aestivum (bread wheat), 613 nucleotides. RefSeq lists its product as uncharacterized. The transcript is spliced from 3 exons. The record is from RefSeq and is a predicted model, not a curated record. Bases 155 to 472 code for a protein of 105 amino acids. NCBI's taxonomy places the organism in Eukaryota, Viridiplantae, Streptophyta, Magnoliopsida, Poales, Poaceae.